CGUAAAGUAUCAGGUAUGUGACACCAGUUACUCUACGUCCUCACAGACUACGCCGUAAAAAGCGUUAUAUUACUGUGUAGAACAAGUCAACUAGUAUUAACCCACCACCCUAUACACCCCUCGUAAAUCUGGUGGUACGUAUAUACUUUGGUAUGCUGAAUAUACAACCUCAAAAUAUGUAAAUGUCUUGUGAGUACUGUAAUUCCACUCUUUUUUAUUGUUAACUCUAUAAAAGAGCAUAAUAAUAUCAAGGCUGGGCAUAAACGAGUUAAAAAGUUAAGUUAUUUUUAACUUUUUAAAUUCAAUUUUCAUUAACUUAAUUUUUAACUUAAUUAAUUUUUAUUGACAUUAACUUAAUAAAUAACGAGUUAUUUUUAAUCAAAUCCAAGUUGAGUUAUUUUAUAAAUAAUUAAAUAAUAAAUAAAAUAAUAUUAUUAUUGAUUUACGAUCCAUAUUGCAUAAAACAUAAACAUAAACAUUUACUAAAAUUAAUUAAAUUAAACUGAAUUCUUGUUCUAUUAACCAGAAUUGUUUAAUAAAAAUAACUUAAAUAAAUAAAUUAUGUAGGUAUAGCAUUCUAUACCGCGGCAUACGGGUAUAUUGUAAUAAUAAUAAUAUUUAAUAGUUAAUAGUUAAUACUAAUAAAGUAAUAACUAAUAUAUAAUAUGAUAUUGAUAAAUGGUACAACGCAUAAAUCACAAAUAUACAAUUCUCAAGAAACAAGAAUAUAAUAUUAUAAAAUAUUUUCGUCAUAAAUAACCAACUCAGUUAUUUCUGUUUUUGCCGUUUGACACACUCCAGCACGAAAACUCAAAGUUCGAACAGUAAUUGGUAGAUAAGAUUAAAAUAACUGGAACUGAACCUUUGAGUAUCGAAGGAAAACUGCCCAAAAGGGAAGAGAUUGAGGGCAGACAGCAACAACAACAACACAAGACUGAAUUUAUGCAUUCUACCGAGCCUUGAAGGAAUUAUAUAUUCUUACCAAGGUUCAGAUGACAUUUUAGCUCACGGAACAUUGAUUAAUCACAAUCGCACUGUUAUUGAGAACUGUGAAAUUGGAUAUCAUAAGGUUUACCCCAAUAGUUUUAGGGUUUGUCAGAAUGAUGGAAAAUGGAAAUUGAAUGCUGAGAAAUUAUGUUUAAAGUGCGGUAGAUCGUAUAUCAGACAUCAAUUAUUGAUCUAUAAUGGCAGGACAACGCAAGUUGGAACAGCACCUUGGAAUGUAGCAGUAUAUCUAUUUAGGAAAGAGAGUUCCAUGUAUGAUUUGAUAUGCGGAGGAUCACUAAUCGCUCCAAAUUUAGUCGUUUCUGCGGCUCAUUGUUUUUGGCAAAAAGGUAUGAUAUCUAAUAGAAUUUCAGUAAAUAAUGGUCUAUACAGAAUUGCUGUUGGGAAAUAUUAUAGAAAUUUCACAGUAAUUGACAAUGAUUUUACUCAAAUGAUGGAUGUGGAAACAAUUUAUCUGAAAGAAGACUAUUUGGGAUUUCAACGGUUCUAUUCUGAGGAUAUAGCUGUUAUCGUGUUAUCAAACAGAGUUAAUAUUAGUGAUUCUGUUGCACCAGUUUGUGUUGACUGGAAUGGUACACAUAAUGUAACAAACGGAACUAAAGGACAGAUUGUUGGUUGGGGAAAUACGGAAAAAAACAUACCAAGUCCAGUUUUAUUAGAAGCAACUUUGCCGUACAUUGACUAUAAUUCUUGUUGGAAGAUGUAUAGAGAUAAUAAUUUUCAAAUGUUAGUGACUUAUGAUAAAUUUUGUGCCGGAUACACAUCAGGUCAAGGAGUUGGCGAAGGUGACAGUGGUGCAGGCUUGACGUUUUUACAUUCUGAUUUUUAUUAUUUAACCGGAAUUGUGAGUGUCAAGGAAAAAAAUACAAAUAAUUCAAUUGCACUUUUUACAAAUGUUAGGCUCCACAUGAAAUGGCUUCGUGAUUUGUAUUAUAAAUAUGGUUCUUCUGGUAGUGAUAACAUGCUGGAUAUGAAAAAUGCAUGUGUUUUACCAGCUGCCGAAGGAGUAAUAUAUUCUUAUGAAGAUUCAGAUAAAAUUUUAUUUCAUGGGACAUUAAUUAAGCAGCAUCGUGUUGUAAUUGAGAACUGUGAAGUUGGAUAUGAUAAGGCUUAUCCUAAUGGUCUUAGGAUUUGUCAGGGAAAUGGAGAAUGGAUAUCCAAUUCUACGAAUUUGUGUUUCAAAAAGUGUCCACCUCUAUUAUCAGAUAGUUUAGAUAUUAAAUGUACUCUAAAUGGUAAGAAUGCUAAUUGUUCAAAUCCGUCUAUACCCAAUACAUUAGCAAUCCAAUCGUGUAAGUCCACUCAUAGACUACGAAAUAGACAAGAAGGGACUUCAAUUGAAUUACGUUGUCAGUUUAAUGGGACGUGGAAUAAUCAACUAUAUAGAUGCACCCCAUAUUGUGGUAGACCGUAUAUCAGGGACAAUUUAUUGAUCCAUAAUGGUAGUACUACAGCACAAGUUGGAACAGCACCUUGGAAUGUAGGAAUAUAUUUAUUUAAUAUUGAAAGUUCUAAGUAUGUCUUGAUAUGUGGAGGAUCAUUAAUUGCUCCAAAUUUAGUCGUUUCUGUGGCUCAUUGUUUUUGGCAAAAUGGUAUGCUAUCUAAAAGAAUAUCAAUAAACAAUGGUCUCUAUAAAAUUGCUAUUGGGAAAUAUUAUAGAAACUACAAAGUUUUUAGAAAUGAAUCUACUCAAAUAAUGGAUGUGGAAACAAUUAAUCUGAAAGAAGACUAUCGUGGAUAUAGUGGGUUAUAUUCUGAGGAUAUAGCUGUUAUCGUAUUAUCAAAAAGAGUUAAUAUUAGCGAUGCUGUUGCACCAGUUUGUGUUGAUUGGAAUGGUAUACAUAAUGUGACAAAUGGAACUCAAGGAAAGAUUGUUGGUUGGGGGAAUACGGAAAAAAACAGACCAAGUCCGGUUUUAUUAGAAGCAAAUUUAACGUACAUUGAUAAUAAUUCUUGUCGGAACAUAUAUAGAAUUAAAGAUUUUCAAAAGUUUAUUACUUUUGAUAAAUUUUGUGCCGGAUCUACAUCGGGCCAAGCAGUUCGCGAAGGUGACAGUGGUGCAGGCUUGACGUUUUUACAUUCUGAUUUUUAUUUUUUAACCGGAAUUAUGAGUGUCAGGGAAUCAAAUGCAAAUAAUUCAAUUGCACUUUUUACAAAUGUUAUGCUCCACAUAAAAUGGCUUCAUGAACUAUAUAAUAAAUAUGGUUCUUUUGGUAGUGAUACUAUGCUAGUUACGAAUAAUGUAUGUGUUUUACCAACUGUGGAAGGUAUUAUAUUUUCAUAUGAAGGAUCAGAUAAAGUAUUAUCUCACGGGACAUUAAUUAAUCCUCUUCGUAUUGUCUUUGAGAAUUGUGAAAUUGGAUAUUAUAAGGCUUCCCCAAAUAGUUUUAGGGUUUGUCAGGAAAAUGGAGAAUGGAAAUUGAAUUCUGAGAUUUUGUGUUUCAAAACGUGUCCACCUCUAUUAUCAGAUAGUUUAAAUAUUAAAUGUACUCUAAAUGGUACCUAUGCUAAUUGUUCAAAUCCGUCUAUACCCAAUACAAUAGCAAAGCAAUCAUGUAAACAAACACAAAUGAUACUAAACGGACAAGAAGAGACUCCAAUUGAAUUACGUUGUCAGUCUAAUGGAACAUGGAAUAAUGACCUGUAUAGAUGCACAUCAUAUUGUGGUAGGCCGUUUAUCAGGGACCAAUUAUUGAUCCAUAAUGGUAAUACUGCAGAACAAGAUGGAAUAGCACCUUGGAAUGUAUUGAUAUAUCGAUUUAGUAAAGAGAGUUCCAACUAUUAUUUUAUAUGUUCAGGAUCAUUAAUUAGUCAAAAUUUAGUCGUUUCAGUCGCUCAUUGUUUUUGGGAAAAUGGUAGGCAGUCUAAUUUAAUAUCAAUUAACGAUGGUUCAUAUAAAGUUGCUGUUCGAAAAUAUACUCAAGAAUACUCGGUUAUUGAUAAUGAAUUCACUCAAAUAAUGGAUGUGAAAAUAAUUUAUCUGCAUGAAGAUUAUUCUAGAACUGGUGAAUUUUUUGUUAAUGAUAUAGCUGUUAUUGUGUUAAAUGAUAAAGUUUCUAUUAGCGAUGGUGUAGCACCGGUUUGUAUUGAUUGGAGUGGUAAAUAUAAUGUACCAAAUGCAACUCAAGGAAAGAUUAUUGGUUGGGAAAUUAUGGUCAAAAAGAACUUACCAAGAAUCGUUUUACGUGAAAGAACUUUAUCGUAUAUUGAUCAAAGUUCUUGUCGAAGCAUGUAUUUAAAAGUUUCUAAAGGGUAUUUGUUUGCUGAUAAGUUUUGUGCUGUAAAUGCAUCAAACCGUAUAUUUUAUGUAACUGGUACAGGCUUAGCGCUUUUACAUUCUGAUUUUUAUUAUUUGAAUGGAAUAUUAUCUUCGGAGAAUCCACUUAAAUCUUAUUCAAUUGGAGUUUUUACAGAUGUUAAUUACCACAUUCAAUGGAUUCGUGAACUGUAUAACAAAUAUACUUAGCAAGCGAUAACAUAAUUAUCUAAGCUCAAUAAAUAGUGAAGAUGACUAUUGAUUGGGUGAUCGCAUUUGUUACUCCAUGGUCGUAGCCUUUAGAUUGCGCCAGUUUCACAUUUUGUAAGAUAUCGAAAAUAUAAUCAUAAUUCUUAGAUGAAAUUAUUAUUGUUGCAAAUAAACAAGUAUUAUUUUUAGAAUUACAAUUGUAUGUUAAUUUGAUUCAUACAUUUUAAAUGUAUUUAACUAUUUUAAUAACACUUUUUGAACUCUUUAACUGUCCUCUAUUUUUUACGUCAGUCAACAAGGAAUAGGAAAUUUUAUUGUUUAUGACUAUAUGUAUGUGCACUUGAUAGUUGUUUAAGAGAUUGUCUAUAAAUAUUGAACAACCAAUUAUUUUAAGUAACUUUUCAACAGUAAAACCAGUCAUAUAAUGAAAAAUAGUAUCCUUAAUAAUAAUGAACUGUUAAGUCUCAACUAUUGAAAAAUCUAAGAAAUUUGAUUUUUCUUCAUGUUCAAUAUGUAAUAAAUCAUCUGUUUUUUUUCAACCAGUAUAAUAUUCAAAUACAUUAAUAAUAUUAUUUCAACGCUGCUAUUGUGCAUUUUAAUACAGUUACUAUGGUAAGAUGAUGAGAUGGAAUUUUAUAAAAGUAUCUGAUUCAUAGAUAAUUUAUAUAUUAUUGUGAAAUUAAUAAUUUAAUAAUUAUCCUCUAUUUUUUACGUCAGCCAGUAUGGAAUAUAAUUGAACACGACUAUAAUUUGUAGAAAUACUAUAUUGUAGAUUGUAAUAGCUAUAAAGCUAUAUUUAAUAACAGUAACUAUAUAUUAUGAUAAUUUAUUAUCCCAACACUAAUGUGUAACUAAAUAGUCUAUAUGUUAUGCCGUGUUACAUAAUCACAAUAUUCAAACAUAUUAAAAAAAUAUAUAUCGAUUUAUACUUUCUCUUUUACUGUAAGUCAGUAUAACAUAAGAAAAGUAUCUGAGUACGCAAUAUUGUUGUUAUUAAAGCUUAGGUCAGAUGAGAUUGAGAAGAAAAACGGAGAAAUUAUGACUUACCUAGUAAUAAAAAACAAUCUGCUGAAGAAAAAUAAUUAAUAGAUAAUUUUAAAUCAUAAAAAUAAAAUAAUAAAAUAAAUUGCAAUAAUUCUGCACAAGUAAUAUUGUUAGUAUAAGUAACAAAAUAAUACUUUGAUUUUAAUUUUAGAAGUCUAAGCCAAGUUUGUUAAACCAUUCUAUGGUCAUUACUCAUUAGUAUUAAAUAUAUACUAUAACACCUUUGUUCUAAUAAUUUCUUAAUAAAUGUUAUCACAAAGAAAUUUAUAGUUUGUUCAGUUUUUUUUCUAUGCCAGUAUGACACAUUAUUUUUAAAUUGGUGUGAAACACCGCCACGGAAAAACACAAACGCUUAACUAUAUUAUAUUGAAAAACAAAAUAACGGUUAAUAUAUUUUACGGGCUUAAAGGAAAAUACUCUUUAAAAAUUAGAGUAAGCAGUCAUUUUGUUCAGGGUCUCGCAUAACGAAAGUCAUCGUGUUUAAAAAUAUGAAAAUAAGAAAAAUAGAGUGCUGGUUAGUCGUUAACGAGACAUGGAAUCCUUCGCCGCGGAACACAAUCAAAACGGUUGUGACGUCACAUUACUUCACCGUUCGACGGCAUUCGGCAUUCCAUUGGCGAUAGAAUCAGACUCGGCACACAAUUUACCAUGCAAAAGUAUAAUAGUAUUAUACGUACAACUUUAAUACGUUUACAACAAACUUAGCUAUGUAUUCAAAAAUUGUUUAUGAAGCAUAUUUAUCUGUUUUACUAUAUGUGUUAUACACGUAUUAUACAUUAGUAUAGAAACGUCAAACAACUGUUAGCUGCAUUUGAUGUAGUAGUAUACAAUAUUAACUUUAAAACUAGUUUACUCACUCAUUAAUAUUUUAAUAUUUUCAUUACCACCUAUUUAUGUAGUUUUUCCUUCAGUCGAUCACCUAAACGCAUAUACAGCAGCUAAGAAAUACAUAAAUCAACAUUAUUUACAUAGGUACCAGAAUCCUAAAGUUUUAAUUUUAAUAUAGAAGACUGGACUUUUCGUGUAAAAUGUUCUAAUUUCUGUGAUUGUUUUUGGUAUUAUAGUUUACAUAUAAUUAUUCUAUAAAUUUUAAAAUAGGUAUUAUUCCCUUU
Molecule: messenger RNA, 6627 nt
Organism: Rhopalosiphum padi (bird cherry-oat aphid)
Lineage: Eukaryota; Metazoa; Arthropoda; Insecta; Hemiptera; Aphididae
Exons: 22
Coding region: 1256-4471 (1071 amino acids)
Biological process (GO): proteolysis
Molecular function (GO): protein binding; serine-type endopeptidase activity
Source: RefSeq, a predicted model, not a curated record